AUGCCGCAGCCUCUCCCAUUCCCAUCAAAAGAGUCCUCAGUCUGUGAACAAUGUGCAUACAUCUUCCGAGGAAAAUGCUUGAUCUACACCGCCGACGACGAAAAUGCAUGGCCUCUGCCAGUUCACCACCAGACUCUCGAGUCCUUCAAGGCCGCGGUUAAAUCUGGAUGUGUCCUCUGCCACCGCUUGAGGAAUGAAGUUCAUAGAAAGGGCCGUGGAGAGUUAUGUACACUGGAGAGAGCUACCGUGUUUUCUCGCUACGCACUGCGAAAGUUCCAAGAUGAUGACCGCGCGGAUUAUUGGCUGACGCUUAUCGUCCUUCGUCCGGGCUCGAGACCGGAAGGGGAUGGCUUCAGUGUUGAGCAUGGAUAUGACGGACCUACACAGUAUUCGGAGCAUGAGCCGAGUACAAUGUCUGAAACUGCUUUGGAUCAAGUUCUAAAAUGGAACGGGGAAUGCUGCUCUCACCACACUGUUUGCAAUUCCCACCGGGACCCUUCCUAUCUCCCAACCCGAGUCCUUGACAUUUCCGGGAAUCUGAACGACGAUAUCAAGCUGAAAGUCACUGAGAAUCACAUGAAACAGAUAGAGGACAACAAGAGCGAGCAUGAGUAUGCAACCCUUAGCCAUUGCUGGGGCCAAGAUCCCAUCAUCACUCUCCGCCAACAGAACAUCGAUCAGUUUCAAGAUUCCAUCGCGAUGACGGCACUCCCCUUGGUCUUCCAGCAAGCCAUCCACGUUGCGCGGAAGCUAGGAUUCGUGUACCUCUGGAUCGACUCUCUUUGUAUUAUCCAAGAUUCAGAAGAAGACUGGCGGCAUGAAUCCGCCUUCAUGGGAACGGUUUACAGCAACAGCGUCCUCAACAUAAUGGCUACAGAUAGUAAAGAUGGCACCCAGGGCUUAUUCAGGGAAAGAAGUCCUCUCGACCUGCAACACUGCAUCGUUCGAGCCGAGUGGACAGGUACCGCACCCCAAUCCUUCUAUAUUUACGACUGGAUGUCGUGGGAUGACCUCAUAGGGAGGGCGCCCCUCAACGGCCGCGGAUGGGAACGAAUCCUGUCCCCGCGUGUGCUGCAUUUUUCGCACAACCAGCUCGCCUGGGAAUGCCACGAGAAGGACGCAUGCGAGAUGUACCCCGACGGCAUGCCGACGAUAUUCGUAAACUUUGAUACCCAGGCCAAAAUCAUGGCCUCAGAGUCGUACUUGAAAUGGGUCAACAGCUGGCGGCAAAUGCACUUCAACCCGACUAUAGAUGUUGAAUACGCCAUAUGGGCACGUUUAGUACAUUUAUACAGCCAAACACGCGCAACGAAAGCAUCCGACAAGCUCAUAGCUAUCAGCGGUCUCGCUGAACGAAUGCGCGGCAUUAUGAAAAAUGACCAGAAAUAUCUUGCUGUUGCGCCUAAUGCGAUCGGUUCACGCAUCUUACGAUGGCGGAGACCAUACCGCGCGCCCUCUUGGUCGUGGUCGUCAUUGGAAGCCGAGGUAUACAUGCCGAUGGAGGAGUCUGCAGUGCCUUUGUCAACUUACAUCGCUAUCGAAGAGGCGAGCGUGACACCUCGAUCGUCAUUGAGCGAUACGGGAGAUGUGGUAGAUGGCCACAUUCGGCUCAGGGGAUCCUUGAUGAGAGCCGAACUUGUAAGCUCAAGCGAGGAGGGAUCGCGCAGUAAAAUGGACUUGCGGGUGGAUGGAAUGAAAACCGAUUCGGCUAUCUCUCUUGAUGAAGUGCGACUUGAUGAUAGCUACUCGGUCGUGUACUUACCUGUUGCAGGGGAGCAUGAUCCAGAUGGUGAUAGCCAGGCUGUCAUAGGCAUUCGUGCUUUACUAUUAGUCCCCGUCAAAGGCAAGCCUCAAGGGUGGUACUCGAGGUUUGGGUUUGCUGAUACUUGGCACGACCGUGAAGAUCCUGAGCCGAUCAACCACUUGAUCCGUAUAAUGGAAGAUCGUACCUUUAAUGACGAGAGCCUCUGUCUGGAGGGAGUGCCCAGGACUAUCAUGUUGAUAUAG
Molecule: messenger RNA, 2007 nt
Organism: Clonostachys byssicola
Lineage: Eukaryota; Fungi; Ascomycota; Sordariomycetes; Hypocreales; Bionectriaceae
Source: the annotation of a GenBank genome assembly